UGUUGUCACACCCCUUCUCCUUGUCAAACCAUCUUUUUGUCUUCUGCCAUUUUUUCUUUGCUUUCCAGAAUUCUCUCCAGUUCUGAAGAAGAUGGCAGCAAAUACAUUGAUGAGCUGCGGCAUCGCCGCCGUUAGCCCUUCAGUCCUCUCAUCAUCCAAGUCAAAGUUCGCCACCUCCCUGGCACUGCCCACCAGUGCUUCCUCCAGCAGCAGGUUCACCAUGUCAGCUGAAUGGAUGCCCGGCGAGCCACGGCCACCGUACCUUGAUGGCUCAGCUCCAGGAGACUUCGGCUUCGACCCACUUCGUUUUGGUGAAGUUCCAGAAAACUUGGAAAGAUACAAGGAAUCUGAACUCAUCCAUUGCCGAUGGGCCAUGCUUGCUGUGCCAGGGGUCCUAGUACCAGAGGCAUUGGGUCUGGGAAACUGGGUUCAGGCUCAAGAGUGGGCAGCCAUUCCAGGAGGACAAGCAACCUACUUGGGGCAACCAGUUCCAUGGGGCAACCUCCCUACCAUCCUGGCCAUUGAGUUCCUUGCCAUUGCUUUUGUAGAGCACCAGAGAAGCAUUGAGAAAGACACAGAAAAGAAGAAGUACCCUGGUGGAGCCUUUGACCCGUUGGGCUUCUCCAAGGACCCUGCAAAAUUCGCAGAGUACAAAGUCAAGGAAGUCAAGAAUGGCCGCCUUGCCUUGUUGGCUGUCGUGGGAUUCGCGGUUCAACAGUCGGCAUACCCUGGAACUGGACCGCUGGAGAACUUGGCUAGUCACUUGGCAGAUCCAUGGCACAACAACAUUGGAAACGUCAUCAUCCCCAGAUCUAUUUAUCCUUGAAUCACAUGAUGAUCGAUGCAGUAUUUAGAUCACACACAUUGUAAAAACUUUCCUGUGUAACAUUAAUCGACAUUCAUGGAGUCCCAGCUGCCUGUUAUGGAAUGUAAUGUACUAGUUCCUUCCAACACCUUUCUGCUGCACUCAGUUUCUCAGAGCAAACAUGAAUACAUCCAAUUUCCCUGUGUUGAGAAUACUCA
This is a messenger RNA of Coffea eugenioides, 1023 nucleotides long. Its product is annotated as chlorophyll a-b binding protein 6A, chloroplastic. The transcript has 4 exons. Bases 92 to 826 code for a protein of 244 amino acids. Lineage: Eukaryota; Viridiplantae; Streptophyta; Magnoliopsida; Gentianales; Rubiaceae. Gene Ontology annotation, cellular component: membrane. The record is from RefSeq and is a predicted model, not a curated record. Gene Ontology annotation, biological process: response to light stimulus; photosynthesis, light harvesting in photosystem I.